GUAUGUCAGCUGUCGACGGUCACAAAACCGAAGACGCAUCGCCAACACCAUCAUCCACAGGCCGCCAUCGAGAGUGAAUACGAGCGGUCGACAUCGGCAGCUUCGACAUCCGCCUCCACCUCAUCGUCAUCUCCUUCCUUGACAUGGAAGUCCUCUGCUUCCGCUUCCCCUGUCUCUUCAUCCUCCACCUUUUCCGCCGUCUCGGGGUGUUUUCAACUGCCUACUGCCGUCUCCAACGCCGCCUUUGAUCCCUGGACAACACCUACGGGAACCUUCCACUUUGGUUCUGGUAGUGGUGUUGUUGACAGCAGCAGUGCAGGUGUUACCGGACGUAGAGAUGAUGCUGCAACUAACAACGCCCUUUUUCUCCUCCAACAGGACUCCGGUCUCUACUGA
Molecule: messenger RNA, 396 nt
Organism: Hydatigera taeniaeformis
Lineage: Eukaryota; Metazoa; Platyhelminthes; Cestoda; Cyclophyllidea; Taeniidae
Source: the annotation of a GenBank genome assembly